Molecule: messenger RNA, 1152 nt
Organism: Funneliformis caledonium
Lineage: Eukaryota; Fungi; Glomeromycota; Glomeromycetes; Glomerales; Glomeraceae
Source: the annotation of a GenBank genome assembly
AUGAAAAGUUUAGUACAUUGGAGGAAUGGCAUGACAAUAGAUUUAAUAGACUGGAUGAAAUGGAGGAGAAAGCCAAAGAAAUGUUACAAUGAUGAUUCUAAUCUAGGAGAGACAUUUGAUGGGUCCGCAAGUUGGUGGACGCAAGGGUUGGGUCAUGGAAAUUCUAAAUUAACAUUAACGGCAUCGUAUGCAUCAGGGAAAAAUUGGGCCAACAGGGUAUUUUAUUCUGAUAAUGGGAGUACCGCCAUGGAAGUUGCAUUAAAGAUGACAUUAACCGAAAAGAAUUUGGAAGGAAGUUAUCAUGGAGAUACGAUUGGAGUGAUGAACGCGAGUAUUCCUAGUAUUUAUAAUAAGCGCGUGAAUUGGUAUUCUCCGAAAGGUGUUUGGUUUGCCCCUCCACAGAUAUUAAUGAAAGAUAAUAUAUACAGAAUAAAAAUUACCAACGGUGAUGAAAUUGGUAGGUUUGAUUCAUUAUCAGAGAUAUUUAGCGAGAGUCGAAUCGAAAAGGAUGGAUUAUCAUAUCAUUACAAGCAAAAUAUCGAAAAACGAAUACUUGAUCAUGUGAAUCAAGGAAACAAAUUUGGAGCGUUAAUCAUGGAACCAAUAGUGAUGGGUACGGGAGGAAUGAUAUUCGUUGAUCCAUUAUAUCAAAAUCAAUUGAUUAAAUCGGUUCGUUCGAUGCUCAAUAUUCCUAUAAUAUUUGAUGAAGUAUUCACAGGAUUUUGGCGAUUGGGUAGAAAAUCCGGUGCCGAAUAUUUAAACGUGAAUCCAGACAUCGCGGCUUACGCAAAGUUAUUAACCGGCGGAUUAUGUCCUUUGGCGGUUACUUUGACGAAUGAACAGAUAUUUAACAAAUUUCUUGGCGAUACUAAAGUUGAUGCCUUACUUCACGGUCAUUCUUAUACCGCACAUCCUAUCGAAGAGUGGGAUGAAUCGAACAACGAAAUGUUUAGUGUAUGGAGCAAAAGUGGUGUGAGAAAACUUUCUUGUUUAUCAAAUGUUAAUGGUGUAUUUGAUUGGACCAUAUUAUCUAUUGAAUUAAAUGAUAAAAGUGGUGGUGGAUAUGGUCUAACGUUGCCAAACUUUUCACCGAGAAACUUUCCCAGUGUCGAACUUUCACUUUUUGAUCAAGUGGCAGGUGACGAAAUUUAG